GAUUAACCUUCUUCAAUGAUUGUUCACAUUCCUUUUUUGGAGUAUAAAUAUGCCCUCGUAUUCUUUUUUCAAGUGCACUGGAGGAUCUUUUCCCUGAAAAAGGACGGAUUUAAAAGAAUGGCAAUUUCAGCAGCGUAUAUACUUUGGAUUUUUUCCGUCGUGAUAUGUGUGUCAUCGUCACCGUUAGAAGAUGCAUCUGAUAAGGGACCAGAGUAUUUGGAUAUGCUGCUGAGCACCGGCCAGUAUGAAGAAUUCAGCAAAGAGCUCCAGAUUGAUAACGUCGACUUGGUUCGACCUUCCAAAGGGGAAAGAUCUAUAGAUCCUAUGUUUAAUAAAGGUUUAGAGCUUGGAGAUAUUUUGUUGACAAGGAAACAGUUGGAACAGGCACGUCAAGGUAUCCGCUUCGACAAAUAUGCAGGAAACAAGUGGUCUGGAAGACAAAUUCCUUAUGCUAUAUCAAGCGCAUACGGGUCUUCAUAUAGAGCUGCAAUUAAGGAUGCAAUCGGCGUGUGGAACAAUCAAGUCUCAUGCGUAAAGUUUGUUCCCCGAAGCUGGUGGCAAAGAGAUUAUGUUUUCUUUUUCAAUGGAAAUGGAUGCUAUUCUAACCUGGGCAAAGUAGGAGGAAAACAGAGUAUUUCUUUGUCUACCAGUGGAUGCUUCAGACAAGGAACUAUUUUACAUGAAAUGAUACAUGCAACUGGAACAACUCAUGAGCAAAAUCGUUCCGAUCGUGACGAAUAUAUCAGGGUCCUGUUUGAAAAUAUACCCGAAGAGUGGCGAUCCCAGUACGAGAAAACCGACCCAGCCGACUUUGGUCUGCAGGGUUUCUAUGAUUAUUACUCCGUGAUGCAUUACCCAAUGCAAGCACCGGGAACAGGCAAACCUGCAUUCCAGAUACUUAAACCAGGAAUUGAUGAGUCUAGAAUAGGACAAAGAGAUGGAUUUACUCAAAUUGAUUUGGAGAAAAUAGCAGAGCAAUACUGCUAAUUCAGCUGUCAUUAUCUUAGUAGCAGAAGUUCACUAUCAAAAUUCCUAAGGAAAUUACGUGGUUUUCUCAUACUAAAAACUGAAUAAAUCAUGAAAUUGUUCUUAUAUGUAAUGCUUAUUUAUUAUGGAUGGGUAAUUUUAUUAAAAUAAUUACGCAUUAAACAGUG
Stegodyphus dumicola is the source of this 1154-nucleotide messenger RNA. Its product is annotated as hatching enzyme 1.2-like. Gene Ontology annotation, molecular function: metalloendopeptidase activity; zinc ion binding. The record is from RefSeq and is a predicted model, not a curated record. NCBI's taxonomy places the organism in Eukaryota, Metazoa, Arthropoda, Arachnida, Araneae, Eresidae. Gene Ontology annotation, biological process: proteolysis.